CUAAGGCCUGAAGCGAGCCAGACUCCUCCCUCUGCCUGCAAAAAGGAGGACGCUAAACCUUCAGGUGAUUCAGGUGUGAGUCAGACUGGAGUGCAGACAGGAGACCGAGAGCUUCUUCUCAGCUGCUCACACAGAUUCUGCACAAAAAUGACUGAGGAUUGAAUCAAUUUCUUUUUUUUUCUCUUCGUGGAGACUUGAUCAGUCUUUCCUGUUUGGAUGAACUCUUCAGUCAGCAGAUUUAUGGUCUCAGAAUGAGUUGGGAUAAGCUCUACACCCUGUUGAAAGGUGUCGAGAAUCACUCCACCAGUUUGGGGAAGAUCUGGUUAUCUGUUCUCUUCAUCUUCCGGAUUACCAUCCUGGUUCUGGCUGCAGAGAAAGUUUGGGGGAGCGAGCAGUCGGACUUCAUCUGCAACACCCAGCAGCCUGGAUGUAAAAAUGUCUGCUAUGACCACUUCUUUCCUGUGUCGCACAUCCGCCUGUGGUGCCUGCAGCUCAUCUUUGUCUCCACGCCAGUCCUGCUGGUAACCAUGCAUGUCAUAUACAAACAACGAGAGGAAAGGAAGAGUGAGGAGUCUUCAGAUAGCACAGAAACUUCGCCCAAUACAGACUCUAAGGGGCAGAAGAAGGAAAAGCGUCAUCACAUCACAGGUCCUCUGUGGCUGACCUAUAUCUGCAGCCUGAUCUUCAGGCUCCUUUUUGAAGCCGGUUUCUUGUAUGUUUUGUACCUAAUCUAUAAUGGCUUCAAAAUGCCCCGACUUGUGAAGUGUGAACAGUGGCCUUGUCCUAACAUAGUAGACUGUUUCAUCUCCAAACCAACAGAAAAGACUGUCUUCAUAAUCUUCAUGGUGGCCUCAUCUGUCAUCUGCAUGAUGCUGAACCUGGCUGAACUUUGCUAUCUCCUGUUUAAGGGGCCUCACAAGACUUCAGAAACAAACAGUCGAGAAAACCAGGAUAAUGAGAGGAAUGAGAGGCGGGAGUUGUCUUCCAAAGGUUCGUCCAGUGAGGCAGUGCUGACGAGGUCCAUACAGGAGAGAAAUGGUCACUGUCAGUGUCAAAAGUUUGAUCCGCAUUGGUUUUAGUGUGAGCAGCAGACAGAAGUGUGCAUACAUGGUGCCUCCUCAAUCUGAUUGGUCUAAAAGUUUUCCAACACUCCAGUAGAUCCAUAAGAACAGGUUAGAGAAGCAGCUUCUUCCCAGACGGUUACACCGAGACAUAAACCAGCAACUUUCUGAUCAAAAGUGUGCUCAGAGAUACAGAGAAGUCUAUACAGGCAUCCAGUUGUGAGACUGAAACAUCCUACAGCAGGAAGCGACUUCCUCACAGUCUCAGUUC
Messenger RNA from Oryzias melastigma (Indian medaka), 1332 nucleotides. RefSeq names its product gap junction beta-2 protein. The transcript is spliced from 2 exons. Gene Ontology annotation, biological process: cell communication. The coding region runs from base 252 to 1079 and encodes 275 amino acids. NCBI's taxonomy places the organism in Eukaryota, Metazoa, Chordata, Actinopteri, Beloniformes, Adrianichthyidae. The record is from RefSeq and is a predicted model, not a curated record. Gene Ontology annotation, cellular component: connexin complex.